GGUCUAGCUCGCAUAUGAUAACAUGCUGGAAUAAUUUUGUUUAAUCCCUUUUGGUCCAGUCUGGUCGAUCGCUAGUCUUUUCCAAUGCUAAAUGGCCAUUCCUUUGUUGACCAUUGUUGCUUGAUCAAGAAUCCAAAUCUUAAUAAUAUGCAUUUUUCUUUUAAAAAAAGAGAUACUGCUGUGCAUGGGAGUUGGCACCGUUGUAUCAUUUCCUUUAAUCUUUUCUCCUGGGGGACGGUUAAACCUCAGUGCUGUAGGUAGCUGGAAUGCAUCCUCCGAGGCUUUUUGCGUCAAAUUUUCAUUUCAAAAUUUGCCGGUCGCUGUCUAAGAAUACAGCGAAAACCCUGCAUCAUUGCUUUAGCUAGCUGCGCGUUGCUAUCCGGCUUUCAAUGGCGAAGAACCUCGCAUCCGGUUUUAGCUAGCUGCAUCAUCGGCGCCAUCACUGUUCCGUUACCCCUUCAUUUUCAACGCCAAUCCUGUCACCGUGCCGGUGGCCCGUGGCCGCGGCGUGGCUUCCGAAGCGUCGACAGCAAGCAGACUGGGAGUGAUCAGUGACCGCAGCAGAUGAGUUCUCGUAGUUAUCACCUCUCUGAUCCAGGUCGGACCAGCCUGAGCCAAUCGAGUCGACGAGCACCACCCAACAAGUCGGUGACGGUGAGUGUCCGCGUCCGCUCGGCUGCCCCAGCGCCAGAGAGAACCCAAUGAUUGGCGCCUCCCAUCACUGUGGUCAGCCGGGCAUGAUGGCGCUGGUGCCUCCAUCCGGUCGGGGAUCCCUGGAUCACGGCCCUCACGCCUCGCCCGCCGUUCCGUACGCGCCGGAGCUGGCGACACCGGGCACGGGCACGAGGCCUCGCCGGAGGCCGCCGACAAGACGGCCGGGCGCGCGGAUUCGUUUGGUUGCUAGCUACCUAGCGCGGCUCAUUUACAUAGUAGCGACGACGCCGGGCGGCCGGGCUGGAACGGCCAGCACGUGCCGAGGCCGAACGCGACGCGGGGGCGCGCGCACGGCGUGGCCGCCGAUCGCUGCAUCGGGGUGUGGCUGCUUCUCGCCGGCCGGGGAGGUGGGGGGUGAAUCUCGCCGCAGGACAAGACAAGAUGUACAGGCCGGAAGCUCAAGGUCGCCUUGCUUGGUGCCGCGUUUUUGUUUGAUUGGGGGGCGGCUUCGCUUCCCUGUCCUUUUGGCACGGCUCUUUGGAAAGUUCAUCCGCCUGCGGGGCCCCUUACCGCCGGUGGGCCCCACCUGUCACGAGCAGGGGCUGGGGGACCUCGAGCUCACACUACUGUCUCAUACACAUGCACUGAUGCUCAUGCAGGUCAUCACAAAGUCACGUACGGAUACACAAGCAGCGUCCGAAUCAGAAUCCCCUCGGCACAUGGCAUGCCCAUCGACACCGUGGAGAGGGAAGAAGAAACGGGGGAAUAAUCAACACGAGGGUUACCGGUCGCCACCAACUUUUCUUCGCGAGCUGCUGCUGCUGCAUUCAGUAGUUUUCUGGUUUGAACAUUUGCCUACUGACUGUACAAGGCGAAUGGUGCCGUUUCGAGCUUCAUCCGUUCUCUGCAGAGAGAAGAGUUGUCGGUCAGUCUCAAUCAUUCUGGCACCCGUCACUCCGAGCACCCACUUUUUUUCUUCAGUAGUUUAGGGCUCACGAUCGUCCUCGACCGGCAGCAGCCAG
This is a messenger RNA of Panicum virgatum (switchgrass), 1676 nucleotides long. RefSeq lists its product as uncharacterized. Lineage: Eukaryota; Viridiplantae; Streptophyta; Magnoliopsida; Poales; Poaceae. The transcript is spliced from 2 exons. The record is from RefSeq and is a predicted model, not a curated record. The coding region runs from base 702 to 1643 and encodes 313 amino acids.